This is a messenger RNA of Camellia sinensis, 1335 nucleotides long. The record is from RefSeq and is a predicted model, not a curated record. NCBI's taxonomy places the organism in Eukaryota, Viridiplantae, Streptophyta, Magnoliopsida, Ericales, Theaceae.
AUGAGUAAUGUUCUGUCUGUCAUUCCAGGCCCAAAGUUGUUGAAUCCUGGAAAGCAAAUUCAUGCCCUUUGUUACAAGGCUGGACAUUUGCUUGUUGUUUCUGUUUGCAAUGCAAUAAUUUCUAUGUAUGGGAAAUGUGGAUUGAUGGGUUUUGCCAAGUGUGUCUUUGAUGAGAUGAUUUGUCGAGAUUUUGUUUCUUGGAAUUCUCUGAUAGCUGGUUAUUCUGAGAAUGGGAUUUUUGUGAGGCCAUUGAAAUGUGAUUCCAUGUUGUCUAGUUUAAUAACAUCAUAUGGUAAAUGCAAUGGAAUUGAUGAAUCAAAGAGGGUGUUUACAGAGAUUGAUGAACCGAACGUUUUACUACUUAAUGCCAUGGCAUCAACAUUUGUCCAUUCCAAUUAUCAUUUUGAUGCCCUGAAAUUGUUCCAGGAGGCACAAAGCUUGUCCCUUGAAAUUGACUGUGUAAUUUUUAGCAUAGUUCUCAAAGCUUGUGGCUUGUUAACAGAUCUGGAACUAGGAAGAACAAUUCAUUCUCUGGCUUUUAAAUUUGGAGUUGAUCACGACAUAUUUGUUGAAACUGCUGCAAUCAAUGCUUACUGUAAGUGUGGUAGCAUAGAUGAUGCGGAAAAAGCUUUUAGGGUUAUAUCUAAGGACAAUUUGGCUGCUUGGAAUGCCAUGUUGAUGGGAUAUGCUCAACGUGGUUGCUUCCAUGAAGUUUUUGAUCUAUUCAAGAAAAUGCCUGAAUUGGGAAUGAAACCUGAUGAGAUAACUUACCUAGGAGUUCUCAGUUCAUGUUGCCAUGCAGGGUUAGUGAAUGAAGCACAAUCUCACCUAAACUCUAUGUUUGAAUCUCAUGGGGUGAUCCCAUGUUUAGAACACUACGCUUGUGUGGUUGAUGUGCUUGGUCGAGUUGGACUCGUAGAAGAGGCAAAGAGGAUCAUUGAUCAAAUGCCUAUUUGCCCCGAUGCUCAAAUAUGGCAGAUUCUUUUAUCAGCGUGUAAUAUCCACGGAAAUGUUGAAUUAGGAAAAGUUGCGGCAAGAGAACUUCAGUUACAGCCUGAGAAUGACUCUGCUUAUAUUCUUCUCUCGAAUCUCUAUGCCUCUGCUGGUAUGUGGAAUGCUGUUGGAAGCCUGAGAAAGGAAAUGAAACAAAGAAUAAUCUAUACGGAACCUGGUUCUAGUUGGAUUCAAGUUAGAGGAUCAAUCCACUACUUCAUUGCUGGUGAGGAAUUGCAUCCUGAUGGUAAAGAAGUUUAUAUGAUGCUGCAAAAUUUGAGCAAGCAGAUGAUUCUAGUGCCCGACUCGGAGCAAGACAGCGUCAUCUCAUUUGACCCAUAA